Molecule: messenger RNA, 1998 nt
Organism: Sycon ciliatum
Lineage: Eukaryota; Metazoa; Porifera; Calcarea; Leucosolenida; Sycettidae
Product: G patch domain-containing protein 8-like
Exons: 10
Coding region: 116-1573 (485 amino acids)
Molecular function (GO): nucleic acid binding
Source: RefSeq, a predicted model, not a curated record
CUCCUAGCCAGAAAGAAUUGAAUGAGAUUGUGAUCUGCCAACCCGAACCCAAGUUCUUUAAUAGCUACUCUGCACUGACGUAUACUAUUGACAGCGAGUGACUGGACAUGUAACCAUGAAUACUAGUAUUGUGGAACAGAGUAUCGCCGAACAGCAGGCUCAGAGAUUUGGCAGGUUCGGUGAGGUUCGACAAGUUGUAAAUGAUUUUGAUUCGUACGAGGAUCGUGAUGCACCGGCCGAGGGCGCGUCUCUGGAUGUGCCAAUUGCCAGCGAUAACAAGGGAUACCGUCUGCUGACCCUCAUGGGCUGGAAAAGUGGCUGCGGCCUUGGAAAAAGCAACCAGGGACGGACCGAGCCCAUUCCUCUUACAAACAAACAGGAUGGCAUGGGUCUUGGUCGCAUGACAGUCGAGCUGACGGUUGCGCAUGAUGUCACUGAGAAGCGACGGCAGCUGGAGAUCGAGAAAGAAGACACUCCUGAGCUUAUCCAGCGCUACAUGGACAACAUAGAGCGUGAGCAACAUAUUGCCGAGUCGACAGCUGACCUGCGCCAGACCUACUACUGUGAAUCGUGUGACAAGCAGUACAAGACCUACUCGGAGUACGACAACCACGUCAACUCCUAUGACCAUGCUCAUCGUCUGCGUCUGAAGGAACUGCGAGAGCGGGACUUCAAUCGAAAGAUGUCAGUUCAUCGCAAGAAGAAGAAAGGUGACAAGGAGAAGGAUCGUGACAGUCUAGAGCAGCAGAAGAUGAUUGCGCUGGAGAGAGCUCAGAUGAGCAUCAAUCGCCUUGCUGGAAAAUCGUUGGGUGGCUUCACUACAGCAAUACCUGUUAGUACUGAUGCUCGUGCCAAUGCCGAUGAUACCGACAGUGACAGCGGGCUGCGAGGUAGCUUGCAGGCAUCUCCUAGUUCUGUUUCGCCAUCAUCUGGAUUCAAGUCACUUGAGCACAAUGGGCGACAGUCACCGACAUCCACAGGAGGGUGGGGCAAUGCAACAGAUGAUAAGCCAAAGACAACAGCCUCGCCGUACGCAUCUCAGCCGUCAUCCAAUGUGCUGGGAAAGUUGAACUUCAAGCUUAUGUCAUUCAGUUCUUCAUCACCUGCCAGCAACCCACUACCACCCCUUCCAGCUGGUGCAAGAGAGCCUGCUAAACCCCCAUUACCGCCACCAUCGUCAAGAACCUUUCCACUGGGGCACAAACAAUCUCAACCACCUCCACCACCGCCAUCUUCGGCGUAUCUUCCUCCACCUCCUCCACUACCAUCAGCACCAGCACCUCCACUGCCUCCUGAUGAUCCCCCAGCUCCGCUACCACAGGCACCUCCUCCUCCUGCCGCUCCUUCUUUGUCGUUUGGCUUCAACAAGAAGAACACCUCGGCACCCGGUGGUCCCGCAAAGCCGGCACUUGGCUUUGCCAAGAAGCCUCUCGCUGGCAUGGUCAGCCGUAACAAGAUGGUGGCAAAGAGUAGUGCGUUCGGUGAAGAUGAUGAUGACGAGGAUGAUCAGUCCGGAGAGGUUGCUCCAGCACUCCGUGGCAAGUUCAUUUCCGGAUCAAGCAGUCGCUGGUGAAUACAGGCGCUUUCAUCAAGACGUGGUGGUGAUUGGAAUUCGUCAGCGAUUCCUGUCCGAUUUACAGCAUCGGUCUAUCUGUUGCGUCUGGGUCAGAGUAGUCAUCACCAAUUUGCACCAGCUGCUUGUACAUUAUCUCGAAGGAUGGCCGGUCUUCAGCCUCCUGCAUGCGGCAUACGGCCAGAAAUCGUAAUGAGAACAGUCCCCACCCUAAUUUUCGAUCACAGUGUUUCUCUAUGGUAUUUUUCUGCACGUUGAAAACUUAUGUUUACGCCUAAGUUGUUUCAAUGUUACUUGUACAUGUGCCCAAGCUGAGUAGGUACUACAUGCAUGUACAUGCAUCUGCAGGCAACAUCAGAAGAAAUCAUCAGACAAAUUUUAUUUUAUUUCUUCUGAAAGGUUUGAAGAAAAAACCUAGAAAAUCA